Molecule: messenger RNA, 957 nt
Organism: Cryptomeria japonica (Japanese cedar)
Lineage: Eukaryota; Viridiplantae; Streptophyta; Pinopsida; Cupressales; Cupressaceae
Product: 2-oxoglutarate-dependent dioxygenase DAO-like
Exons: 3
Coding region: 1-957 (318 amino acids)
Molecular function (GO): dioxygenase activity
Source: RefSeq, a predicted model, not a curated record
AUGCCUUUUCCCCUUGAACCCACUCUAUCUCAAGUUGAUCUCCCCGUAAUUGACAUCUCUGAAUUUCCACAAGAUCUGAGCCAGCUUCGAGAUAAUCCCCUCCUCGCCAAACUCAGAAAGGCCUGCAAAGAAUGGGGGUUUUUCUUUCUUGUCAACCAUGGAAUUCCAGUUGAUCUUCUGCAAAAGGCUGAGGAUGUUUGCCGAGAUAUAUUAUCCCUACCCACUGAGGUCAAAGACAGAGCCAUAACAAGUAAUCCAUUCAACACUUAUUCCCGAAGUCCAGAAUUAGAGGCAUUUCGGUAUUCAGAUCCGACUAAUCCAGCUUCCAUUGAGCAAACGUGUGCAAAAAUAUACCCAGAAGGGAACCCAAUAUUUUGCGAAACGAUGACAACUUACGUUUCGUCUGUAUCAAAUCUUGGAGAAAAAAUCACAAAAAUAAUACUUGCAAGCCUGGGGUUGGAUGCCAACGCUUUCUACCACUCUCACUUUGAUAAGUUCGCAUCAGUAUUGCGUAUAAACGGCUUUCCAUCGGAUAAAGUAUCGAUUGGAGAGGAGGUGCUCAUCCAUCAUACAGAUUUGGGGUGCGUCACAAUCCUUUACCAAGAUGAUGUGGGAGGCCUUCAGAUUCGAUCUGUGGAGGGCGAGUGGUUCAACGUCAAACCUCUCCCUCACUCAUUUGUGAUCAAUGUGGGGGACUCCCUUAAGGCGUGGAGUAACGGCAAAUACCGCAGCGCGGAACAUCGUGUUGUUUACAACGGUUGGAGAGAUCGUAUUUCAAUUGGCUUCUUCACUUUCUUUCCAGAUGAGACAGAAAUUUGGGCGCCGGUGGAGCUUGUGGACGACGAAAAUCCAAGGCGUUACAAGCCUUUUGUAUUCUCGCAUUUCAUGCAGGAAUUUAUGGCCGAUAAAGAAAAUAACGAAAGAGCUACAGCUAUCGAAAGCUUCGCUGGUGUAUGA